This is a messenger RNA of Macrosteles quadrilineatus (aster leafhopper), 3244 nucleotides long. Its product is annotated as ABC transporter G family member 23-like. Gene Ontology annotation, molecular function: ATP hydrolysis activity; ATP binding; ABC-type transporter activity. The record is from RefSeq and is a predicted model, not a curated record. Lineage: Eukaryota; Metazoa; Arthropoda; Insecta; Hemiptera; Cicadellidae. The coding region runs from base 125 to 2188 and encodes 687 amino acids. Gene Ontology annotation, cellular component: membrane. The transcript has 16 exons.
UCUCUCGGUGAAUGUAACCCGGAACCCGCGCAGUGUCUUGAUACUGUAUACUUGCUCUGUUAUACUCGCUCAGUCUGUGCUACAUAUACUGCAUGCUAGCGCUAAAAAUGUUAUAAAGAAGGAGAUGGAAACGAAGGAGGUCACAAGGAUGACGUGUGACGGGGCACCAGUAGUGGCUGUGAGAGUGAAGGAUGCCUACAAGAGAUACAGUCCUUCAGCAGUGGUGUUGCGGAGACUCAACAUGACUGUGCUAGAAGGUACAAUAUAUGGUCUGUUGGGUCCAAGUGGAUGUGGCAAAACAACACUGCUACGAUGUCUACUGGGACGAUCCAGGCUAGACGCUGGAGAAAUAACACUCAACGUAAAACACCUCUGUGAUAUUGGCUACAUGCCACAGGAGUUAGCACUUCAUCAAGAUAUGACCAUAGCUGAGACAUUCAACUUCUAUGGCCGCAUAUUUGGACUGGACUGGGAACACAUUGAGGACCGCGGUCUGGACCUCAUAAAGUUCCUGGAACUUCCGGAAUCCGACAAGUUCGUUGGUCAGUUGAGUGGAGGACAGAUGAGAAGAGUGAGUUUUGCUAUUGCUCUGCUGCAUGACCCUCAACUACUUAUCCUGGAUGAGCCAACAGCUGGUGUUGACCCCAUCCUCAGUCACUCGAUAUGGCAGAGGCUAGUAGUGAUGGCUGAAAAACACAAAAAGACUAUCAUCAUCACCACACACUACAUAGAAGAAGCUAGGCAAGCUCAUUGUAUCGGGCUGAUGCGGCACGGAGUGUUACUUGCCGAGGAGUCGCCUCAGCUGUUGAUGCUACAUCAGAACUGCUCCAAUCUAGAGCAAGCGUUCCUGCAACUCAGCCAAGCUCAGCAGGGUGACAUCCGCAGCUACGAGGCACUCGAUCUCAUAGAUGACUUCCCUGUCGCUGACCCCCGGCCACCCCAACCUGUGAGACACUGCAGCAAAUGGAACACAGACAGGUUCCUUGCACAACUCAUCAAAAAUCUGGUCUGGAACUUGAGGAAUAUCCCGAUGUUGCUGUUUGUACUCCUCUUACCGGCUCUUCAGGCCAUCCUCUGCAACCUGAUCCUAGGCUCUGAGCCUCACAACAUGAGUCUAGCUGUCAUGUCAGAGGAGCUGAGUGGAGGGCUGAGGGAUUGUGACUCGACUCCUCCAUACAACUGUAGCUCGGACGGAGCUCCUCUGUCAUGCUCAUACCUCGACUUCCUACGCCAGAAACAGUUCAAGUUGAAAGAGUUCAGCAGUUUAGAGGCCGCGCGGAGGUCAGUGUUGAAGGGUCAGUCAUGGGGAGUGCUCCACUUCCCUCGUAACUACACGAGAUCUCUGCUGGAGCGACUGGACUCUGGGGAGUCUACUCCAGACCAGAUAGUGGAGGACAGUCUGGUCAAUGUGUGGCUCGACAUGUCCAAUCUGUGGGUGAGCUCCCUGAUACAGAGGGACUUGGUGUACAGUGUUGUGGAGUAUGUCAAGAGUAUACUCUUGUCCUGCGAAUAUAAUCCUGAACUGGCAGAUCUACCUCUGCGGUUUGAAGAGCCUGUAUAUGGUGAAGUCAUCCCAAAAUUCAUCCACUUCUGUACUCCUGGCCUCAUUAUUUCUUUCUGCUUCUACCUCCCGAUCAUGUUCACAACAGGGGCCAUCAUGAUGGAGAAGGAGGCUGGACUACUUGAGCGGAGUCUUAUAGCAGGAAUGACAGUAGUAGAGGUAGUAGCGGCUCAUACAGUUCUGCAGAUGUUGUUAGUUGGAGCUCAAAAUGUAGUCAUCUUCCUCACUUUCUACGUUGUCUACUUUAAUCCUCUCGUGGGAAGUUUUCCUCUACUGCUUCUACUAGUGUGGCUUGUAGAGAUUUCAGGCAUUGCUUACGCUUUCCUACUUGCUGUGUUCUUUGACUCAGAGAAGUUAGCGACUUAUGCUGGCGUAGGAACUAUAGUGCUCAUGUUUAUGAUCUGUGGUAUAGUGUGGCCCUACCAAGGCAUGCACUGGGCAGUUCAGCUGAUAGUGUCCUACUCACCCCUGCAGCCUGCGGUAGAAGCUUACCGAGCCAUCGCAGAGCGUGCCUGGGGCCUGGACAACCCUGUGGUGUCUUACGGCUUCCUUCUCACUCUAGCCUGGACUGCUAUCUUCUCCAUCGCUGCCAUCAUCAUAGCUUCCAGGAAGCGACUCAGGAGCUGAGUGUUAGUACAUGUAAGACUUUCUCACUACGGCCAUGUUGGUCUAGUGGCUCAGAAAACCCCAUAAGUUUAAGCUCCCUAUUGGAUCUCCCUACAUUAUGGAUCAGUGGACUAACUGUACUUGUUUUUUUGUUGAUGUCCGAUAUUGCGAGAGUGUGUUGAUUUAAAAUACCAUGAGGAAUCAUUCGAAAAUAUUUGAGCUAGUGACAUCAUCCACACGGUAAGAAUUGUCCCUAGGUCAAUUAGAAGCUCAUUUUACAGCCCCCUGUUACAUAUAAAGGCAAAUAUACAGUAUAAGGAUUCAUGUAAUAAAAUAGGCAUUCAUCAUCCAAAUGGAUAUUGUGUUUAAAAUAAGAAAUAAACUAUUUGUAGUGCCAGAUUAUUUAUGAUUCAAUUAUUGUAGAUUUUUGUCACUUACUCAUUUUGUGAGAUAUCAAAAUCCAACAUGGCCAUAUCAGUGAGGAAAUAUUACAUGUUUGUGUAUCUAUAUAGACUGCUUUAACACCUUACAAAGGGAAGAAAAUAUUGCUGUAAAUUAAAUUUAGAAUGAUUUUCCAUCAAUGCAGAACCUAUAAUCAUUUAUUUAACUUUCACAAACUACAAAGACUAAAAUUGUAUUACAAAUAUGAUUUUAUCUAAUAAAACUAAUAGAAACACAUCAAAGAAUGUAAUAGCUGACCUAAAACAGUAGGUAGGCAAAUGAUUGAGAUGUAUAAAGUUUAGUGAUAAGAUACAGAACUUGCAGAUGUGAAUGUACAUUCUGAUAUCAAGAACAAAAAGUAUUCAAAACAGUAGUGGCUUUUUAUAUAUUACUUGAUAGCGUUGUUGAUUUAGAUUUUUGAUUUCAUUUAUUUUUCUCAAAUUUAUGUCUUUUAAAGAUUUGUUUGGAGAGCUGACAAGAUUCUAUGAGUGCUCUCUUGUAGAUAUUGUUGUAGUGAAUAAUUGUUAUAUAAUGUAGGUUAUUUUUAUAUAUUUGUUUAAAAUACCAAAGUGUACUUAACUUUCUAUCGUUGAGUACAUAUUAGUGUUAAAUAAUAUGCAAAGACAAAGUUGUGUU